AUGCCAGACUUUCACGUUUUUGCUAAUAAUUAUUCUUUCGAUUUCGAAGAUUACAUCAGAACAGAGCUAGGCCUAGGAGCAAACAACGAGUCAGAUCAAAUAUGUCAAGAUUUUUUGAGAGGUACAUGUACUAAAGGUCCAAAAUGCGAAUUUAAGCACACAACAAAUUUUCGUGAAAAAGCGGUUGUAUGUAAGCAUUGGCUGCGAGGACUUUGCAAGAAAGGAGAUCAAUGCGAGUUCCUUCAUGAGUUUAAUAUGAGAAAAAUGCCUGAAUGUUGGUUUUAUUCAAGAUACGGAGAGUGUAGUAAUGAAGACUGUAUGUAUUUGCACAUUGACCCUGAAAGCAAAAUUAAAGAAUGUGCUUGGUAUGCCAGAGGAUUUUGUAAACAUG
Messenger RNA from Racocetra persica, 391 nucleotides. The record is from the annotation of a GenBank genome assembly. NCBI's taxonomy places the organism in Eukaryota, Fungi, Glomeromycota, Glomeromycetes, Diversisporales, Gigasporaceae.